Messenger RNA from Cetraspora pellucida, 1950 nucleotides. The record is from the annotation of a GenBank genome assembly. Lineage: Eukaryota; Fungi; Glomeromycota; Glomeromycetes; Diversisporales; Gigasporaceae.
AUGGUUACGUAUAAGAAGAAAAGGUUUUCGCUAUUCAAUUCUCAUCCAAAUUCCCCAGUUCAAACACCAAUUCUUGGAUCGCCACCCAAACAUUAUUUUCCGACGCAACCAAUUCGGGAUGAUAAAAUACUGAAUCCAAGUGAUGUUCAAAAAGCAGUCGAAAAUCUUGGAAAUUUGAUUUCGAUUACCGGGAAUUUUUGUGAUUUAGUUGACAAACUUGCAAAAGCCUCAAAAGCCCUCAGCAAGUCUCUUAAAGAAUACGGAAAUAGUAAAGAGAUGGAUAGUUCUCAUGUAAUGUGCCUUCAAGCUACGUCUCAAUUUUAUGAAAAUUAUUCCGAAGCUCAAAACAAAUCGAGUAAACAUUUGAGAAAAGAAUUCGAUACAUUACAAAAAUUUUGGGAAAAAUAUUCCAAAAGAGUUACUAAAGAAGAAAAAGCAUAUGAAAAUGCUAAUGAGUUAUAUAAGCAAAUAAAAAAAAUUGAUGCUGAUGAAAAGAAAUCAAAGAAUAAUAAGGCAACUUCUGAUGCAUUAGAACGAGAAAAGAACGCCCAUGGCAUAAUCGUGCAGAUAAUUUGUCGGAUAGCAGAUUGUCAAUUCACCUUGUUUACUGAAUCAUUAAAAAAAUGUGGAGGACUCAUUACAAAGAUAAAUGAAUGGUCGGUAUUUGCUACAAUGGGGAUCCCUGCACCUCAAGAAAUUGAUAAUAUCUUGGAUGAGAUUCAAUCACCAACUGAGGAUACUUCCUUACUUUCACGCAAGUUAUCGAGAAGAUAUUCGCAUCGUAUAUCAAAAUCCAUUGCAUCUAUAUCAGAUAUGCAAUUGGCCGCGAUGAAUUAUAAGUCUUCAGAUUCUUCGUCUCCUUUAAUUGAAGAACCAGAAAAUAAAUUCUCUCAAUCUCUAAGUUUUCUACGAUCAACAGAAAUACAAUUCCCACGUAUUAACGCUACAAAAUCAGAAUGCUCACCUAUUAUAAGUACUCAACAUUAUGAACCAACGAAAAGAAAUAUUGUUAAGAAUGAAAAAAAAUCGAGAAACCGUUUAUCUCUUCCAAUUUGUCCUACAUUUUCUUCAAACAGUACGCCUACAGCUCAAGAUUUAAUAUCAAAGAUUUCCAUUGGUAUAGAUGAAAAUGAUGCGCCAUUCUUUAGGGAUGAUGAUGACUACGAUAUAUUUAAUAUUCAUCAAAGUGCAAAAAGAUUAUCGGUAACAGAAAGUGAAACUAAAGGACUGGAUGAUCAAGUAAAUGAGAUGUCUUCUAUAGAUAAUCAUACAAAUUUAAACAUUGAUACAGAAAUUGAUAUUAAAAUUGUUUCCGGUGUUCAAAGUAACGAUGCGUCUGACUAUGAAGAAAAUGAAAACUCAAAUAAUAAAGAAAUUAACAGAAAAUCUAGUUUUGAAACUCAAUAUUUAGUUCGUUCAUUUCCGAUUAAUCUUCCUGUUCGCACACCACCUUAUUCUCCCUCAGUAUCCCCAAGACAAGCAUCAAACUCUAAUUGCAUUAUUCCUAACUUUGAGCAGCAGAAACUUAUUACAAAAUCAAAUUAUGAAUUGGGUCCAAAAAAAGGGAUACAUGUACUCCACCCUUCCGACGGAAACAUCAAUCAUAAUCGUGGUCCAUCUGCAUCAAAUUCGGUGCAUAAUAUUUCACCACUAAAACAAGGUCAUGUUAAUAAUCUACUUUCAAGAUUUGAUGCUGGAAGGUCUUCUAAGCAAGAAGAUAUUGUCAAUAAUUCUAUCCAUGUUAAUGAACCCACUAAAGAAAUAUGUUCUACGGAUCGAUUUGAACAUUCAAAUCAAAAUCUAACACCAAAACAACAACAAACAGCGACUCCGAUUAACCUUUCUAAUGAUUUAUCCAGCAUGAAUGAAUCAAAUAAAAUAGGUAUAAUUAAUAGCUUAUAUUCUACUUUUGGGACUGCUUUUGGAAAAAAGAAAAGUUUUCUUCAGUAA